GGGAGGCGGUGGCCGCCACGGAGCAAGCGAGAAGCGGCGGCGAGCGCGGUGGGGGCGGCCGGCCGGGGACCCGGCAGCACCGGGCGGCACCGAGCGGGUCGGAGCGGGCUGGCCGCCAGCGCGGUCACGUGUGUGACCCCUCCUCUCGCGCCUGCCUCCCCCGCGCGCCGAGCUCUCCAUUCAUAAAUUCUCCGCCUGCUCCGCGGCUACCGGGCGCCGGAGCCCGCCGGGAGCGCCGUGCAGCAGCCCGCCCGCCGCCCAUGGGCCGCGCGCCCCGGCGCUGAGGCCCCUCCUCCUAGCCUCAGAAUGCAGCCCACGGCCACCAUGGCCACGGCCGCCACCACCUCCACCACGGUCGCCCUGACCACGACGUGGGACAACGCCACGGGCCGCCCCACCGGGGAGCCCGACCCUGUCCUGGACAACUACAUGCUGCUGGUGGUGGUGAUGGCGCUCUUCAUUGGGGGCACGCUCGUGGUGCUGUCGGGCGCGCUGCUGCUCUGCAGGCGCUGCUGGGAAGUCCACAGGCGCGUCCACAGGUGCGCGGGGCCCCCAGCCCCACGCCCCGCCCCGCCCCGCAGGGGAGCUGGGACAGAGCCACAGAGGAAGCAGAGAAGACCACCACCAGCUACCUGGACAACGGCGCCCGCCCUGCCCAAGACUGGGCGCAGCUCGAGUCCGACUCAUCUCUGUUUCCUUAAGCCCACGCACCCCGAGUUCAGGGGGGAGGAGCCCGAGGGCCAGGACGCCGAGACCGAGCGCUUCCUGUCCACCAGCUCCACCGGCCGCCGGGUGUCCUUCAACGAGGCGGCCUUGUUUGAGCAGAGCCGGAAGGCGCAGGACAAGGGCCGCCGGUACACCCUGACCGAGGGGGACUUCCACCACCUGAAGAACGCCCGCCUCACCCACCUGCACCUGCCGCCCCUCAAGAUCGUCACCAUCCACGAGUGUGACUCAGGCGAGGCCAGUGCAACCGCCACACCCCACCCCACGGCUGCCCCCAAGGCCAGCCUUGCCAUAUUCCAGCCCCCGGGGAAGGCCCUCACCGGCCGCUCUGUGGGCCCCAGCUCCGCCCUGCCAGGUGACCCCUACAACUCGGCCGUGGGCCCUGCCGACUUCGAGAUCAGCCCCUCGGCUUCCAGUGACUCCGGGGAAGGCACCUCGUUGGACGCGGGGGCCAGGAGUGCCAAGCCUGGUGGGCCGGGGGCCGCAGCAGGGCCUGGGGAGGCGGGCCCAGCCUCUGGGGCAGGCCCCGUCCUGCAGUUCUUCACCCGCCUGAGGCGCCACGCCAGCCUAGACGGGGCCAGCCCCUACUUCAAGGUCAAGAAAUGGAAGCUGGAGCCCAGCCAGCGGGCAUCCAGUCUGGACACAAGAGGCUCCCCCAAGCGACACCACUUCCAGCGGCAGCGGGCAGCCAGCGAGAGCAUGGAGCACGAGGAGGGGGACGCCCCCCACGUGGACUUCAUCCAGUACAUCGCCAGCGCUGGCGACACUGUGGCCUUCCCGAGCCCCCGCCCCUUUCUGGCCAGCCCCACCAGCCCCGCCAGCCCGCCCCCCACUCUCGGCAGGCUAGAGGCAGCCGAGGAGGUGGGCGCCGCAGGAGGAGCGAGCCCCGAGUUCCCCCCGGAGUGCGGCGUCAGCGCGGGGCCUGAGCAGCAGCAAGACUCAGAUGGUGAGCGAGACGUGGGGCCAGAGCAGGCCCAAACCAUCUACCGCGACAUCUGGAGCCUGCGCGCCUCGCUCGAGCUGCACGCGGCCACCGCCUCAGACCACAGCAGCAGCGGCAACGACCGCGACUCGGUGCGCAGCGGCGACAGCUCGGGCUCCGGGGGCGCCGCACCCGCCUUCCCGCCACCCUCGCCGCCGCCCACACCGCGGACGGCGGACGGCGAGGCGGGCGGGCCGCGCAAGCUGCUGCAGAUGGACAGCGGCUAUGCCAGCAUCGAGGGCCGCGGCGCGGGCGACGACGGGCCCCCCAGCGCGCCCGAGAAGCAAUCCUCCUUCACGAGCUCGGGCCGCGAGGCCACAGUGGGCUGCAGCUUCGAGGGUCCCGUGCCUGAAGCACCCGCCCGGCCUGGCAGCCCGCGCGCUUGGCCUCGCCGUGCCCCGCGCCGCGACUACAGCAUCGAUGAGAAGACAGACGCGCUGUUCCACGAGUUCCUGCGCCACGACCCGCACUUCGACGACGCCCCGCCCGCCGCAGCGCGCCACCGAGCGCGCGCGCACCCGCACCCCCACGCGCGCAAGCAGUGGCAGCAGCGCGGCCGGCAGCACAGCGACCCAGGCGCGCGUGCCGCACCCUCCGCCCCACCCGCAGCCCAGCCCGGCGCCCCCCGCCCCGCGCGCGCGCCCCUGCGCCGCGGAGACAGCGUCGACUGCCCACCCGACGGCCGCGCGGGCGACGACCCGGCCGCGCCUCCCAUCCCCGUCAUCGAGGAGGAGCCCGGCGGCGGCUGCCCUGGCUCCGGCCUGUGCGCCGGGCCCCCGGGCGCGCUGCUGGACAAGCUGGCGGCCAGCCUCGACGACAGGCUCUUCCCGCCGCGCCUGGCCCAGCCCAUCGCCGCGGCCCCUGCGCUGGCCGCGGCCGCACCCACGUCCCCCGACCACAGCCCGGUCUAAGCCUGCGCCCCGCGCCCACCUCGUCAGCUUAUUCGGCACCGGCGGGGCCUCGGCGGCGGACACACCUGGGGCGCGACGCCCUGGCGCGCCUGCGCUGGGACCGCGGGCCUCAAGCACGCGCGCAGUGCCACUGGCACCCUGCACCAGCCCAAAGUGCGCACGCACACAGUCCCCUCCGGGCACUUCAUUGGGUCGACUAAAGGGAGUGUGGCGGAUUCUCAUCUUCGGGGUUCCGAGGGCCACAUUCAACUUCCCUUGGCCCCAGACAGCGGCCUCGGUCUAGUGACCGUGGGCGCCGUGCCGCGCCUCCGGCACGACGCAACGGGAAGCGCAUGCGUAGGGCUUGCAUCCUGGAGGGGCAAUGCGCGCCGACUGUGCGAGACGCAUGCGCAGAGCGCCCCUCCCAACACCAAUCGAGCCUAGAGACGCGUCCGGUUCGCACGCGCCGGAGAUAGCGCUAAGGCGCACGCGCAGGGACCAAGGGGCGCCGAGGCUCCGCGAAGAGAGGGCGCGCGGGCCCGGGCUGUGAGGUGAGCUCGAGGCCGUGGCCUCCAAGCCCCCGAAGCCGUUUACCUCACCGCAGCGAAUGCUCGCGGCAGUCCGCGCCCCCUCCGAGCAAUAACCGUACCUGCCGCCGCCGCCCCCAGCCCUGUACACGCCCCCCGGUCCCCUCCCUCCCAGUGUCUGCACCCUGAACCCGCCCUCCGCAUGUUGAACGGGCCGCACUUCCCGUAACCACACCGUCCAAAGAGCAGCCAGGACUCACCAGUGUUUGAGACACAAAACCCAAACGGUCCAAGUUUCAAGUUUCCCAAGCUUUAUUUAUUGCCAAAAGAUGGGGCAGCCCUCGCCAGAGGCUGAGUCGCCCUGCCCCGCCCCUCGAAGCUUCGUGCUGUCUGUGUACCAUCCAGUGAUGGAGUUUGUGUUGUUUUCUGAUUGAUUAUAUUU
Mesoplodon densirostris (Blainville's beaked whale) is the source of this 3567-nucleotide messenger RNA. It is a transcript of the gene CBARP, whose product is annotated as CACN subunit beta associated regulatory protein. The coding region runs from base 307 to 2619 and encodes 770 amino acids. The record is from RefSeq and is a predicted model, not a curated record. NCBI's taxonomy places the organism in Eukaryota, Metazoa, Chordata, Mammalia, Artiodactyla, Ziphiidae. Gene Ontology annotation, molecular function: transmembrane transporter binding. Gene Ontology annotation, biological process: negative regulation of calcium ion-dependent exocytosis; negative regulation of voltage-gated calcium channel activity. Gene Ontology annotation, cellular component: secretory granule; plasma membrane. The transcript has 11 exons.